UCACCGUAAAGACUGCAAAGGCACAAAGUAUCAAGACGAUUGUAAUCGYGAAUGUCAAUGCAAAGAUGGCCAUCGCACCACCAYUUGCGYACGCGUAMGGCGWGAAUUCACCUCRAUGUCUCCAGGGGAACGUCUCAUGUUUAUACGGAGCUUUAAGAAACUUACAGAAAACAAAUAUCUAAAAAAGGAAUACAACAAUCUUGUGGACUCAUAUCGAAAUCUUUUUUCAAAGUAUAUUCACACUCAAAGRUACUUUUURCCWUGGCAUAGAAACUUUCUUUUGAAAGUUGAGAACUUACUUCGUAUUGUUGACUGCCGCGUUACUAUCCCCUUCUGGAACUGGACACUAGCAUCCGGGAACCCAUGGACAAAUUCAACCAAUGGAAUCUGGAGUACAUCACGUGGUCUGGGCCAUGAUGGUGCAUUAAUCGACAAGUGUGUCAAAAGUGGUCCUUUCCGAAAAACUCAUUGGAAAUUGAAUAAUUCAAAUGGGAGAAAGUCUUGUCUUCAACGAAACUUCGAUAAAACUGCCCACUUUCCAGGGAAAUCUCACAUUCAGACAUUGUUAAAAAAACCCAUUGAUAAAUUUCAACAAUUUGAACGCAAAUUACGCCAAUAUCAUCACAUUGUGACGUGCGCAAUAGGGGGUACUAUGUGCUCAGUUGAUAACAUUUUGGCACCGGAGUAUCUUCUCAUUGCGUCAUUUAUUGACCAUAUAUGGGCAUUGUGGCAGUCAAGUUCUCCUGACCAAUGGCCUACCGGAUUUCCCAAGAUAUCCGAUCUAUUACCAGGCUUUAAGACCUACACGGGAGAAGUCCUACAGAAUAACAAUCUUCCUGGUUGUAUUCGAGUGAAAUAUGAAACUUUUAAGUUAAGAAGUGGAUUUGCUGCAGGUAAAGCGAAGUCUAGUUCUUCCAAAGAAUUUAAUCGAAAUUAUUAUCUACCAGUCAGUAAAAGAACAAAGAAGUUGUAUGAAGACGACAAGAAAGAGGAAUAUAACAGGACUUCMAAAAAUAUCACAAAAAUAGGGAAAUUUACUCUCUYUCCUAAAUAGUCCGUCUAUUGCAACUUAAACUAGUGCGCCUUUUGCGUCAGACAGAUUAAAGAAAUUAAACCAAAAGUUUACAACAAAAACAAAGUUUUGCAAAACACAUGAACCUAGAACAGACUAAACAGGAGACUGGACAUACCAAGGAAUUGCCCCAGAAAAUUAAGUUGUUCUUCGUUUAGCAGCCAUAUAUUGUAAUCUUACCUUAUUUGGACUGGUUUUUGGCGAUUUCCUCGACUUUCAAAGCAUGAAAUCGUCUGAAACUUGCAGAUAUUAUAGCGAAAACACUUCUCAACAAUCGGCCAUUUUAAAAACAUAUGUGUAGUUGUCUCUAGCUUAGUUUUUUAUUCAGACGUUUCGAUCUACUCUCAGAUCUUCUUCAGUGCAAAAAAAUGAUCAUAAAUCCUAACUGCAACAAUGAUAUUUUUAAAUCGGCCAUUUUGUUUGUU
Molecule: messenger RNA, 1497 nt
Organism: Exaiptasia diaphana
Lineage: Eukaryota; Metazoa; Cnidaria; Anthozoa; Actiniaria; Aiptasiidae
Product: grixazone synthase-like
Exons: 2
Coding region: 116-1054 (312 amino acids)
Molecular function (GO): oxidoreductase activity
Source: RefSeq, a predicted model, not a curated record